Diuraphis noxia (Russian wheat aphid) is the source of this 339-nucleotide messenger RNA. RefSeq lists its product as uncharacterized. Lineage: Eukaryota; Metazoa; Arthropoda; Insecta; Hemiptera; Aphididae. The record is from RefSeq and is a predicted model, not a curated record.
AUGUCUAUUGAUGGCCAACCCGGGUUUACUAAAGAAUCUUUUGAUACAUUGGCUGAUAUUGCAAAAACAAAAGAAAUUCAAUGCAAUUUAGUGAUUGAUGAAAUGAGUAUACGAAAACAAAUAGAAAUGGAUAGUAAUCGAAAUGUGUAUGGCUUUGUUAAUUUGGGUGUCACAAGUACAGAAAAUAUGGAUAAAAAUAUAUUAKAGGCAAAAAAURCUUUAGUUUUUAUAUUAGUUGGAAUAAAUGGUUACUGKAAGUUGCCCAUUGGUUAUUUUUUAAUUGAUGGCUUGUCAGGUAAAGACAGGGCUUCUGUUGAAAGCGUUGCAAUUAAUWAAUGA